Messenger RNA from Humulus lupulus (European hop), 1848 nucleotides. RefSeq names its product probable transcription factor At3g04930. The record is from RefSeq and is a predicted model, not a curated record. Lineage: Eukaryota; Viridiplantae; Streptophyta; Magnoliopsida; Rosales; Cannabaceae. Gene Ontology annotation, biological process: regulation of DNA-templated transcription. Gene Ontology annotation, cellular component: nucleus. The transcript has a single exon. Bases 152 to 1477 code for a protein of 441 amino acids.
UCUCGGCCUAACCACCCCCCAACUCCAGCCCAAAUGCCCCCACAACCACCACUACCACAACUGACUACGCCUUAACCAAAAACCCAAACCAAAAAAAAAAAGGAAAAAAAAAAAGAACAUAACUCCCUAAACCCCACCUUUCCCAAUUUUGAUGGCUUCUCACCAAGACGACGUCGUUUUGCCCGGCGAAGAAGACCUCGACUCCUCCUCCUCCCAAGACGAGGACGAAGACGACGUCGUUGAUGACGAUGAAGACGACGACGAUGAGGAAAACGACGACGUCUUAGCUGAUGCCUCCUCUCCUCCGUCCGCCUCUUCCGCCGGGACUGAUCGUUUCCAUGUCGCCGUUGCUGUUGCUCCUUCCUCUUCCAACUCCGUCACUGUUGCCCUUCCGGCCGUUACUACAAACGGUGAGCCUAUUCGUCUUCACCAUCAUCAUCCUCCUCCUCCUUCUAGCCUUGCUACCACCGUGAUCGCUGCUGCUAAUCCAUCUGCUGUUUCUGAUCGGCAUAGAAACGAUGUCGUUUUGGCUGUGCAACCGGAGGAGAAGAAGCCUGCUGCUUUUGAUGAUUCCAGGAAACUCUUCCAGAGGCUCUGGACCGACGAGGAUGAGAUCGGACUGCUGCAAGGGUUUCUUGACUAUACCACGCAGCGUGGGAAGACGACGCAUCAUGGUCAAAACGACACCGCUUUGUUCUAUGAUCAGAUCAAGUCGAAAUUGCAGUUGGAUUUCAACAAGAACCAGCUCGUAGAGAAGCUUCGAAGGUUGAAGAAGAAGUACCGGAACGUGCUCAACAAAAUCUCCACCGGUAAGGAAUUCUCCUUUAAGAGCCCUCACGAUCAGGCCACUUUCGAGAUCUCUCGCAAGAUCUGGAGCGACUUGGGCCGUAUUGGUCCCGAAGAUAAUGCCCUGGAAGACGACGAUCCGAACCCUAACAACCCCAAUUUUCACAUCGAGGUCAAGGCCGAGGAUGCUGGGGGUUUCAUUGUCGAGAAGAAGACGCCGACGUCGAGGUCUCGUAAGCGAUCACGACCAAAAUCCGCCAUGGCAGCGGACGACCGACGCUGUAUGAAUGAUGUUUCGCCGCCGAAUAAGGAUAACAGCUACAAUCACGGCGGCGGUGGUACUACUACUAACACCACCAUUAACAAUAACGGAAAUGUCCAGGGAUUGAUAGAAGAGACCGUGAAGAGUUGUUUGUCGCCUUUGUUCAAGGAACUGUUGAGUAGCACCAUGGCCGCCGGCAGCGGGCCGGGGCCGUGUGCGGCGGCGAGGGGGUUUGGUGGGCUUGCAUUGAAUCCGAUUCCGUUGAACUUCGGUGGGUCGUCAAUGAAUUUCGGGUGUGGGGAAGUGGUGGACGAGAGGUGGAGGAAGCAGCAGAUUUUGGAGUUGGAGGUUUACUCGAAGCGAUUGGACUUGGUGCAGGAUCAGAUAAAGACUGCUUUGGAGGAUUUGAGGUCGAGAGGAGGGCCUUAAAUCUUGAAACGGCAAGCUUUUUGGAUACAAAGAUGACAACUUUGUUGCAAGAGCCUCAGAGGGUCUUCGGGUUUUUUUUUUCUUUCUAAUUUAGCCUUCUGGUUCGUAUAAAUUUCCUCUGAUCACUGAUCAAUGGUUGAUAAUAUAGUGUAGCUUAGUGUUUGAAUUUGGAAUAUUUAUUAUCCUUAGAUUAAUUGAUAAAAAAAAAACCAAGCCGGUUGAAUAAUGAUUAUCCUCAAUGACUGUAUAGUCAUUUGAUAGUUUGUUCAUAGCUUUUCUUCUUUUAGAUUCUCCUCAUGACUGAAUAAUGAUUCUUCUUUUAGAUUUGUGUGGAUAAUAGAUAAUUUAAUUGAAACCUCAAUUUUCGUUUC